Belonocnema kinseyi is the source of this 3153-nucleotide messenger RNA. RefSeq names its product coiled-coil domain-containing protein 39 (gene Ccdc39). The coding region runs from base 220 to 3087 and encodes 955 amino acids. Gene Ontology annotation, cellular component: axoneme. NCBI's taxonomy places the organism in Eukaryota, Metazoa, Arthropoda, Insecta, Hymenoptera, Cynipidae. The record is from RefSeq and is a predicted model, not a curated record. The transcript is spliced from 11 exons. Gene Ontology annotation, biological process: cilium-dependent cell motility; inner dynein arm assembly; cilium movement.
GCAAAUCACAUACAAAUUAUUUGAGGAUACAAACGUAAAUAUGUGUUAUUAUCCUAGUGGGUUAGAGCACAUGGAUAUAUUGAUCAGGUUACUAUGGAGUCCGACAGAAACUUUUUUCCUUUCUGAUUAUUACACUUCCAUUAACCAUGAGACUGUAUUUAAUCGGGUUGACUGAUAAAGUGAAAGUGAUUAUCUUCAGGUAAUAAAAAUUAUCUAAAAAUGUCGGGAACAAUCGAGGAAGUUUUGACCGAACUUGGAUGGGAUGAUGGCUUCCGGAUUCCAAUCGCUAAUGAAGAGAACAAGAAACUAGAAGAAGAGGUGGAAAGAAAAAGGAAGUUAAAAGCAUCAUUAUUAUUAAAAUUAGAAACUAAGGAAGAACUUAUUGCAACAAUAAAGAAGAAUGUCGUCCAACUCGAGUCUCAGCGAGAUCACAAUCAGAAUCUCAUCACAGCUCAUUCAGUUCAGAUUGAAGCUGAAAAUAAUCUUUAUAGAACAUCUCAAUCUACAUUGUCUAGUCUCAAUCAAGAAAUUCACAAAUACAAUAAAGAAAAAAAAGAGGCUACCGAAAGAAUUACAAGCAUGGAAAAGGAUAUGGCAAAAAUUAGUGACAAAUUAAAAUCCAUCCAAUCUACUAUAAAAUUGGAUCAAACACGUUUGCUUCAGUGGGAGAAUACUUUACAACGCGAAGGUAAAGAUAAUGAAUUAAUUCAGGAAUUCAUCAAAUCGGACGCUAAGAAAUACAAGGAAUAUGAGUUGAAGCGACAGAAACUUGGAGAGGAAUUGGAUGUUUACAAAGCAGGAAUAGUGAAGGCUGUUGAUAAAGUCAAUGAGAUGGAAGUCGUUCUGGAUCGUACUGCAAGAAUGUACGUCCAAUCUUUAAAAGAAAGACGUCAAUUAAUUGAUCAGUGGACCCAGAGUGUUCUUGUUUUGAAACAAAGGGACAACACUAUUCAAGAAUCUCGCAAGGAAAUAGAAACAUUGCGAGAAAUUGCAAAAGAAAAGAUGGAAGUACUUCAAGAAGCUGAACAGUUCUUAAAUAACCAAUUGGCAAACAAUAAAGAAUUAGAGAACAAUACUUCGCAAUUGGAAAAUAAAGUUGCAAUGGCUAAAGGAGAACAACGACAGCUUUCAUUAGCGAUUGAAAAUUACGAAACUCAAGUUCAAAUGCAGAAAAACAACUUAGAAGAGUGCGCUCAGCAAACACAGAUUAAACGCGCUAAUAUAAAAAAGAAAAAAAUCGACAUAGAAAAUAAGUAUGUAAAAAUAAAAAGUUGUCAAAAACAGAUUGAAGAUUUGAAAACAACUUUGAAAGAGAUUAAUAAUCAGAAAAUGAAUAUCGAAAAAAGAACGAAACAGUUGGAAGAAAUGAUUGAGAAAGAAGAAAAACGCAAAUCGGAAAUGUCCAGAGAAAUUAAUCGGUUUCAAACCAAAAUUUUACGCACAGGAAAUCAGAUUAGCGAAAUGGAAAAAGAGAAAAAAAUGAUCUGUUUGAGAUAUCAGAGUGAGAAGAAAAAAAUUGAAACCUUAGGGGUAUGUCGAGCCAAAGUAGAAAAAUUGCAAAAAGCGAAAAAAUUGGAUCUUUAUAAUGUCGAGCUAGAAGCUCAGAAAUGUGAAAUACGACUCCAACAUUUGACUGAUGUUGAAAAAGACAGAGAUCAAUUAGUCAGGAAGCAAAAAACUCUCGAAGAUUUGCAGAAAGUUCAUAAUGAAAAGAUGGCAGUCUCGAAGUUAUUACAGACCCAAAUAGAUCAUCUUGAACACGAUAUGAAGGAAAUGACUCAGCGCCUGGCGAAUAAUAAAGAAUUAGAACGUCUAAGAAACAGAAAACAAGAACUGACUUUAUUAAUAGAAGGUGGAGAGAAGCAACUUAAAGUACUUCAAGCUUCUAAUGAAGAAAAACAAGUUGAAGAAAAUUUAUUAAGGCUCAAAGUUAAUCAAGCAGAGAAGCUAGUCUCGAGUAUUGAUGGAAAAGUGUACAACUUAGAGAAAUGUAGACUACAAAUUGAAGCUGGCAUGCAGGAAAGGAUGGCGGAAAUCAAAGCUCAAAAAGAAGCCUUAUCAAUUCAACAACGCGUAGCUUUGAGUGAAUGUUCAGAGCUUCGAAGCAUAAUUGCGGAAAGGAAGACUCGAAUUCAACAAUUAAAAUUUCGAUACGAUAAUAGUAAUGCCCUUAUUGGAGUAAAUCCAGCUGAUGGGACACCUUUGAGCACAACUUAUUUGAAAAUACAGAACGCCCAGGAAAAGUAUUUACUUCAGGAACAGGGAGAUGAACUAGAUCGGACAAUUAGAAAAUGUGAACAAGAGAUAGAAAGCAUGGAAAAUACUCUGAGGGUCGUAAAUGCCUGUAAUGAUAAAUACAAAUCGAGUUUAGCUCCUGUUAGUGAUAAUGGACCAGAAAAAUCUGAACAAAAGAAAUUGGAUGAAGAGAUGUACAAUGUGCUAGAGAAAAAGAGACAAAUAAAAGCUCAACUUGAAGAAAAACAGGAAGAUCUAAAGAAAAUGGAGGAUAAUUAUAAUAUACUUGAAAAAGAUAUCGAAAAAACGAAAGAGGAGAGAGAAAAUAAGGAAAGGUUUUUGGCAAAUCUGAAAAAGCAAAUUACUGAACAAAAGGAAAAACUUUCAAGAGCUGAGAGAAGCCUUCGAAAGGCUUUUAAAGAUAUUCAAAAUUUGUAUCUUUGCACGGAUGACGAAACCAUUUUAUGGCAAGAGAAAGAUAUUGCUACCAGGGAACUACAAGAACUGAACAACCUGGCCCUCCAACACAUAGCAGAAUUUACCAUUCGUCAUGUGGAAGCUGAAGCAUAUGUUAAAAAAUGUCUAGCAUCCCGAAAUAUAGAAUUGCCUUCCAAAUAUUAUAUGAGACCAUCACCUAGUUCCAGCAGAUGUGAAAGUCUUGCUGGUUCAACCGAUAUUAGAUUCCGUUGUGGAAGUCGUGCAAGCGCGAGGUCUUCUUCAUCCAGGGAAAGCAUCAGUUGCGUUGUUAAUUUUCAACCUCAAUUCACUGAUGAUGGCUCAAGUAGAAGAACAUCUUCCAAAAAAAGUGUCAUAAGACCAAGCUCAAAAAAUCAAGACAAAGAAAAAGUAUAACUGGUUUAUACAAAUAUGUAACUAUUAUGUACGAUAAGGGCUUAAUUGAGUGACUCUGAAUGUUGC